Siniperca chuatsi (mandarin fish) is the source of this 5073-nucleotide messenger RNA. RefSeq names its product NACHT, LRR and PYD domains-containing protein 12-like. Gene Ontology annotation, molecular function: protein binding. The transcript has 17 exons. Lineage: Eukaryota; Metazoa; Chordata; Actinopteri; Centrarchiformes; Sinipercidae. Bases 387 to 4754 code for a protein of 1455 amino acids. The record is from RefSeq and is a predicted model, not a curated record.
CCGCCAAAGCCCCCAAAUGUACCUUUAAAAGCUUUUAUUAGGGCUUUGUUUUUUAAUUCGGGUAGUAAGACGCCUCUGCAUCGGGGUCAGGGGCAGGUCACAUCCUUACUAGAUGCCUGCAGUGAAAACUCAGGGCGUUAGCUUGCUUCGCGACAAUUUGUCUAAAGUUUAAACACGACAGUUUGGCUAAAGUUUAAACACCUAGCCAGGUGUGUUGUUUAAAAUAUGUCUUGUGUGACAGACAGGUAAACUGAUGAUCCGUCUUUUUCCUUUCUCUCUUUGCUCUGUUUGUUUAUUUUUGGCUGAUUUCCUCGUUGAAGUCGGAAGUUAGUUUCACGCCAGUGUGACGCAGCUAUUUUAACCGAGGAAAAGGUGUAAGCUGUACUAUGGAUCUGCCUGAAGGGAUAGAUGAGGGAAUCCUCCCCUCCAAACGUACUCCAUUUGGGGAACAUGGCAGCUCGACCAAAGCUCAGAGCCCAGAGCAGCAGCAGCAGGAGAGACCAGCCUCCCCUGUACCCAGCUGUGUGUCCAUGAAGAGCAACCGGUCAAUGGAGUCACCUCUUGCUUUUCAAAAACAACGUCCUUCUGAAACAGAAAUCCAGGAGGAGAGACCGGACUCUCCUGGGCCCAGUUGUGUGUUCAUGAAGAGCGAUCAGUCAAUCGAACCGCCUCUCGCCUUUAAAGGACAGCGUUCUUUUGAAACAGAACUACAAGAGGAGAUGUCAGAGGUUCACACUGAUCAGUCUGCCCUGGAAGAUCAAACGGACAGGGACUCCGUAUUUAUGCUGCUUGAGGAGAACAUUAUCGGUUUUGUGAAGAACGAGCUGAGGAGGGUGCAGAGGGUUCUGAGUUCAGAGUGUUCGGAUGACGAGGUGAUGGACAGCGAGGAGGAAGAAGAUAUGAGGAGCAGUAGAGAGGCAUUUCUGAAAAUUGUGCUGUACUUCCUGAGGAGAAUAAAGCAGGAGGAGCUGGCUGACGCUCUGCAGAGCAAAUCUCCGGUGGCGUGCCAACGAAAACUCAAAUCUAGUUUGAAGCAGAAGUUCCAGUGUUUGUUUGAGGGGAUCGCUAAAACAGGAAACCCAACCCUUCUGAAUGAGAUCUACACAGAGCUCUACAUCACAGAGGGGGGGACUGGAGUGGUCAAUGAUGAACAUGAGAUCAGACAGAUUGAAACAGCCGCUAGGAAACCAGCCAGACCAGAAACGACAAUCAAAUGUGAAGACAUCUUUAAACCCUCACCUGGAAGAGAUCAGCCAAUCAGAACGGUGAUGACAAAGGGAGUCGCUGGCAUUGGGAAAACAGUCUUAACACAGAAGUACACUCUGGACUGGGCUGAAGGCAAAGCCAACCAGGACAUUCACUUCACAUUUCCUUUCACUUUCAAAGAGCUGAAUUUGCUGAAGGGGAGGAAGUACAGCUUGGUGAAACUUGUUCAUAACUUCUUUGGUGAGACCAAAGAAGCAGGAGUCUGCAGGUUUGACAAGUUCCAGGUUGUGUUCAUCUUUGAUGGUCUGGAUGAGUGUCGACUUCCUCUGGACUUCUCCAACAAUGAGAUCCUGACUGAUGUUACAGAGUCCACCUCAGUGGAUGUGCUGCUGACAAACCUCAUCAAGGGGACACUGCUUCCCUCUGCUCGCCUCUGGAUAACCACACGACCUGCAGCAGCCAAUCAGAUCCCUCCUGAGUGUGUUGACAUGGUGACAGAGGUCAGAGGGUUCACUGAUGAACAGAAAGAGGAGUACUUCAGGAAGAGAUUCAGAGAAGAAGAGCAGGCAAACAGAAUUAUAUCCCAUAUCAAGACAUCACGAAGCCUCCACAUCAUGUGCCACAUCCCAGUCUUCUGCUGGAUCACUGCUACAGUUCUGGAGGACGUGUUGAAAACCAGAGAGGGAGGAGAGCUGCCCAAGACCCUGACUGAGAUGUACAUCCACUUCCUGGUGGUUCAAGCCAAACUGUGGACCAUCAAGUAUAAUGUAGGAGCUGACACAGAGCCACACUGGAACCCAGGGAGCAGGGAGAUGGUUUUGUCUCUGGGAAAACUGGCUUUUGAGCAGCUGCAGAAAGGAAACCUGAUCUUCUAUGAAUCAGACCUGACAGAGUGUGGCAUCGAUAUCACAGCAGCGUCCGUGUACUCAGGAGUGUUCACACAGAUUUUUAAAGAGGAGAAAGGGCUGUAUGACGAGAAGGUGUUCUGCUUUGUUCAUCUGAGCAUUCAGGAGUUUCUGGCUGCUCUUUAUGUCUUCCUGACUUUUACCAACUCUGGCAUCAAUCUGCUGUCACAGCCAAAAACUUGGUUGUCUAAUCUAUUAAGGGACAAAUCUAAACUAUCAUACCUCUUCCAAAGUGCUGUGGACAAGACUUUACAUAGUCCAAAUGGGCACCUGGAUUUGUUCCUCCGCUUCCUCCUGGGCCUUUCACUGCAGACCAAUCAGACUCUCCUACGAGGCCUGAUGACACACACAGGAAAUAGCUCAAACACCAAUCAGGAAACAGUCCAGUACAUCAAGAGCGUGAUCAGGAAGAAUCUGUCUCCGGAGAGAAGCAUCAAUCUGUUCCACUGUCUGAAUGAACUGAAUGAUUGUUCUCUAGAGGAGGAGAUCCAACAGUACCUGAGUUCAGGAAGUCUGUCCAGAGAGAAACUCUCUCCUGCUCAGUGGUCAGCUCUGGCCUUCAUCUUGCUGUCAUCGGAGAAAGACUUGGAUGUGUUUGACCUGAAGAAAUACUCUGCUUCUGAGGAGGGUCUUCUGAGACUACUGCCAGUGGUCAAGGCUUCCAAUAAGUCUCUGCUAAGUGACUGUAACCUGUCAGACAAAAGCUGUGAAGGUCUGGCAUCAGUUCUCAGCUCCCAGUCUUCUACUCUGAGAGAGCUCGAUCUGAGUAACAACAAUCUGCAGGAUUCAGGAGUGAAGCUGCUUUCUGCUGGACUGGAGAAUCCACACUGUAGACUGGAAAUGCUAAGGUUGAACCACAACAAUCUCACAGAGAAAUGUUGCCAGGAGUUAUCAUCAGUUCUCGGCACAAAGUCGUCUAGUCUGAGAGACCUGGACUUAAGUAAUAAUGACCUGCAGGACUCAGGAGUGAAGCUGCUCUCUGCUGGACUGGAAAAUCCACACUGUACACUGGACACACUUAGGCUGAUUGGCUGUAAUUUAUCAGACAAAAGCCAUGGUACUCUGGCUUCAGUUCUCAGCCACCAAUUCUCUACUCUGAGAGAGCUGGAUCUGAGUAACAAUGAUCUGCAGGAUUCAGGAGUGAUGCUGUUCUCUGCUGGACAGGAGAGUCAGCAUUGUCGACUGGAAAUUCUCAGGUUGAAUCAAACUAGGCUCACAGAGAAAUGCUGUCAAGAGUUCUCGUCAGUUCUCAGCUCCAAGUCUUCUAGUUUGAGAGUGCUGGACCUGAGUAACAACGACCUGCAGGAUUCAGGAGUGAAACUGCUCUCUGCUGGACUAGCAAGUCCACACUGUUCACUCCAAAUUCUCAGGUUGAAUCAAACCAACCUCACAGAGAAAUGCUGCCAGGAGUUCACAUCAGUUCUCAGCUCCCAGCCCUGCAGUCUGAGAGAGUUGGACCUCAGUAACAAUGAUCUGCAUGAUUCAGGAGUGGAGCUGCUGCCUGCUGGACUGGGAAGUCCACACUGUAUGCUGGAAACUCUCAGGCUGAGUGGCUGUAAGUUAUCAGAAAGAAGCUGUGAAGCUCUGGCAUCAGUUCUCAGCACCCAGUCUUGUAGUCUGAGAGAGCUGGAACUGAGUAACAACGACCUGCGGGACUCAGGAAUGAAACUGCUGUCUGCUGCACUGAGGAGUCCACACUGUACACUGGAAACUCUCAGGUUGAGUCAAACUAGGCUCACAGAGAAAUGCUGUCAGGAGUUCUCAUCAGUUUUAAGCUUCAAGUCGUCUAGUCUGAGAGAAGUGGACUUGAGUAACAACGACCUGCAGGAUUCAGGGGUGAAGCUGCUCUCUGCUGGACUGAGGAGUCCACACUGUAGACUGGAAACUUUCAGGUUGUCAGGCUGUUUGAUAUCAGAGGAAGGCUGUACUUCUCUGGCCUCAGCUUUGAGGUCCAACCCCUCCCAUCUGAGAGAGCUGGACCUGAGCUACAAUCAUCCAGGAGACUCAGGAGUGAAGCUGUUCUCUGCUGGACUGGAGGAUCCACACUGGAGACUGGAUACUCUCAGCGUGGAUCAUGGAUGCGUUCAGUGGUUAAAAUCUGGUCUGGGGAAAUAUGUCUGUGAACUCACAUUGGACCCAAACACAGCACACAAAAAUGUCCUCCUGUCUGAGAACAACCGAAAAGUGACGCUGACGAUGGACAAGCAGCCGUAUCCUGAUCACCCAGACCGAUUUGACUGGUGCUACCAGCUGCUGUGUACAACUGGUCUAACUGGUCGCUGUUACUGGGAGGUGGACUUUGAAGGAGGGGUUGAUAUUGGAGUGACUUACAAAGGACUCAGAAGGAGAGGAGCCCGUGAUGGCAGUAGGCUUGGAUGGAAUGAGAAGUCAUGGAAUCUGGAGUUCACUGAUAAGUGUUACUAUGCUUGGCACAGUAAUAUAAGAACCGCUCUUCUCACUCCUCCGUCCUCUGCCUCUAACAGAGUCGGAGUGUAUCUGGACUGGCCUGCAGGCACUCUGUCCUUCUACAGAGUUUUAUCUGACUCUCUGAUCCACCUGUACACUUUCUACUGUGCAUUCACUGAAGCUCUCUACCCUGGUUUUGGGUUCUUGUCGCUAGAGUCGUCAGUGUCCCUGUGUUAAAGACAGGACAAACUGUUGCCAGAUCAAAACCUUUAACUCAAAUAGCCUUGUAUUAACUUGAUGACAAUGUUUUUUGAUAUUAUCCAAAUGCGACGUUGGCGUUAACCUGGGUACUUGUUUGUAAUGAUUGCUGUUUUUUUUAUUCAUUGUUGUAUUGUUUUUUAUUUAUUAUUAUUGACAGCUGUCUGUAAGCCAAAUUGCCCCUCAGGGACAUUAAAGCUUUACUGUACUUUCUAUUGAUACCAUGCAACUACGAAUAUUAGACAUGAAGAGCUAUGAAAAUCAAAAGUCAAACUAUAUUAAAGUAUUUAUUUAUUUA